AUGGCUGGGAGUGAGGGGCCGCACCCUCCAUUUCACCAACUUUUGUUGGUAUUGAACUAUCUCUUUGUCUGUGUAAUGCUUCCUCGUGAUGAGGGUGCCAUGUGGUGCAUUAUCUACCGCCACUCUGCUGACUGGGAAAAGCAUUCGUCUUACAAUACAACGGACUUUUACCGUGGCUACUCAGUACACGUGAUACUUUGA
Penicillium malachiteum is the source of this 201-nucleotide messenger RNA. RefSeq lists its product as uncharacterized. The record is from RefSeq and is a predicted model, not a curated record. Lineage: Eukaryota; Fungi; Ascomycota; Eurotiomycetes; Eurotiales; Aspergillaceae. The coding region runs from base 1 to 201 and encodes 66 amino acids. The transcript has a single exon.